This is a messenger RNA of Talaromyces proteolyticus, 2618 nucleotides long. RefSeq lists its product as uncharacterized. Lineage: Eukaryota; Fungi; Ascomycota; Eurotiomycetes; Eurotiales; Trichocomaceae. The record is from RefSeq and is a predicted model, not a curated record. The transcript is spliced from 3 exons. The coding region runs from base 114 to 2456 and encodes 780 amino acids.
GGUGACAACUUAGCUUGAAUAAACACGAGGACUAGACAUCGACGCUUUAUUUCAUUUUCAUCAUAUGAAUUGUAUUCUGCAGGUCACCCCUUCCAUACAAAAGCAGCUAUAAUAUGGACCACCUGCCGCUCCCUGAGGGCGCGAAACAUUUCAUUGUCGCUCCUUACGAAGCUCCAGAGAAGGAAUGGUACGAUGGUCUAGGGUUUCUGGACUUCCCUGAGCGAAGAGGCUGGAGUGAAAAGCAACUCCUUGAUGCGAACAAUGCUGGAGUCGAUGCUCAAGGGCUUCUUAAGAGGAGUGAUCCUUUAAAAAUCGAACAAUUCUUUCAAACUUGGCUCUUUUUUGGCCUUGUCAUCGAUGUAUUGGCCAUCGGCGGCAUCACUGUGACAACAGAAGACUUUCUCAAACCGAAAGGCCUUCAGAAGGCACGCAUAGUUGAUACCACAAAACUUCCAGCCCUGCUUACGCAGUGGAGAAAGACUAUUGAGGAAGCCGAAAAACCCUUAGUGUUUAAAAUUUUUACGACAUGGGACAAACUUAAUGAGAAAUUCGAAAGAGCCAAGGCCAUUUUGAAUCAUUUUUGUGUUACGGGGGACGAUAUUUCAAUAUCGUGUCAAAAUAACCAUUGGCCCGUGAGGGACGAAAUUUCGACAACGAUGAUCGCACUAGCUUUCUCCCUAAGAAAAGUGGCUAUAACAGCGUGCAACGAAAGAGUUGAUCAGGCCAGAGCAUGGCCUGGCGCUAGAUCAAAAAUUCUUACGAAACGUUUAGAGUAUAAAUGGUGUCUCGCCGACGUUAAUACAGCUUUGAAAGAACUCUCUGUUGACGGCCAUUACUAUGUUGCAUCGUCGCCAAGUCCUGGGGUUGAUUAUCUAGAUCAUCAUCAUAAUUGCCUUCCUCAGCGCUGUCUCAAUCUUGUCGACGAGGAUCUCUAUCUCACGUGUCACGCGGGGCCUCCGUGGCACAAGCAGCAUUGCAAAACUGAAAUCGAGUAUGGAGGACAUCUAGGUGAUGACAUGACGAGCAAAAAUUGGGUCGAUGCUGUUUGUAGAGUUAUUGACAAAGGAGCAUUGCCAGUUGCUCUCUGGAAGAAGGACGACCGACAACUUUGGUCCUCAGAAUAUCAUCUUUCCCAACAGCAAAAUAUUCCAUAUAUAGCGAUUUCACAUGUGUGGGCGGACGGGAUGGGAAACCCUGAUGAUAAUUGGCUACCAGAAUGUCAACUUGACCGUAUCACGCACUACAUUGAGAAUAUUCGCUGGAAAUCCAAAGAGCCUACUUCAGACGAAAAAAGCCCCGAAUUGGUGUGCUUUUGGAUGGACACUUUGUGUAUUCCAGUCCAAGCUGAAAACAAAGCACGUCGGAAGCAAGCCAUAGCUAGUAUGCGUCACAUAUAUACCAAUGCACGUGGUGUGCUAGUCUUAGACUCUUGGUUGCAGCAAAUUCCAUCAACUUCCCCAAUGCUGACAAUUAUCACUCGCUUAUACCAGUCAAACUGGCUAAAGCGUUUAUGGACUCAUCAGGAAGGGUUUCUGCCUUCCGCUGUUUAUAUACAAUUCAGUGAUCAAGCUAUUGAGCUAGACGACCUAAGCAACAUGUUUCAUGAAUACAAUGAACUGUUGAUUAGCAGAGGGCUUCAUUUGGGAUUUCCACAAAAAAUGUACCAAAAGCUACUUCAGGAGUACACUUUGUUCAAAAGAUUGUUUGAAUCCACCGGAAGAAGUGAGGAGAAUAGAUGGACUACCUAUCUGGCUUUAGCAGCUUCGAUGUCUUACCGGCAAACCUCGAGACUUGCCGACGAAACUAUUUGCUUAGCAACUCUUCUAAGUAUAGAUCUCGAUGAGCUUCUAGCUAUUCCGGACAAGCCAGAUGCAGAGGCCGCUAAACAACGUAUGAUCAUUUUCUUACGGGCGAUGAAAAAGUUUGAGACAACUUUGAUUUUCAAUAAUUAUGAACGUCUUAACGUUCUUGGGUUUCAAUGGGCUCCGAAGUCCUUGCUGAAUUUUCGAACCGCUGAUGCAGGUAGGGGUGAGGGGCUAGGGACAGGCAUUCUCCAGGAGAUGAAUGGGGAACUGGGCCUUCUAGUCCGCUUUUCUGGAUUUGUGAUUAAUUUUUCCGAAUUGGGGACGUCAUUGAGACUGUUAAAUCGUCCCUUCACGAUUAAAUGCCGUGGUUCUCUAUAUACUGACGGGAAAUGGUUUGUUAUUCACCUACCAUACAAUGGUUUUCAUUGGCCUGUUUCCGAUGAAUACGCAAUAAUUUUGUCCACAAUACCGAAAGUAGGGGAGACUUUUCAAGCCAUUGUUGGCCCACAUCAUACAGAAGUCGUGGAUGACGUACACGUUUUUGAGCAUCAGUCGCUCGUAACAGUUGAGGUCCGCGACGAUCUACCACCAGAGUUUGAUGAAUUAGAAAUAUCAUUCCUAAACAGGGCAACCCAAUGGUUGAUAAGGUGAUGCAAACUGGGGAGAGACAGGAUCAGCAAUACCGAGAUCUUUUUGAUCCAUUGUAAGGCAAAUAGCAUAGAUGCUGUUUAUCUGUUAUCUCCAGUUCAGGUACUCGAGAAACUUUUGGCUGUCAUAUUUUUCUUCGAGUCCAGGAAUCUCCCUGAUCGUAAC